UCCCCACCUUCAGUGUGUUCGGGUUCACCAUGUUCCCUGUACAACAGUGCGCCUUCGCUGAGUGUCGAAAACGCAAUGUACCGCCGCCAUUGUUGCCGUGCGGAGCUACGGACGGUCCUCGUCAAAUACGUUCGGUUUUAUCGCUACAAACCGAUAUUAGAUGCAGAAUAACGUCACGGAGAUAACGCAGAAACUACUCGGUGCAUUAGACGGCGAUUAUAAUGUUACUAACAUGGCUACCAUCAUUGAAGUCAUCACACUCCUGGAGAAGGUUACAAUCACCAAAGAGCUGCUCGAGGCCACCCGACUGGGUAAGCACAUCAAUGAGUUGCGCAAGCACCUCGCCAACGACACGCUGGCGAAGCGCGUCAAAUUGCUGGUGAAGAAGUGGCGCAACAUUGUGCUGGUGGCGAAUCCGCCGGACGUGUCAGCGCUGCCGGUGCCAGUCGCCACCAACGGUCAGAUUCGUCCGUCGGCCGCGCCCUUGGAUGAGGGUGGAGGCAAGAAGCGGCCGCCGUCGCGGCUUGACCACACACCCACACACGUCAAGAAGCAUCGGGCGAACGGCGGCGGGACGGCGCCGCCCUUCGACUAUGACUUCUCCGACAACUCCAAUUCCUCGUUCAAAGACAUCGUGUCGAGCACUCCGGCCAAACAGCCGGUCACGCUGGUCGUCGUCAAUUCGGACUCGAAUUCGAGUACAAGCGCGCAGGAUGCGCUUCUCCGCGAGUCUGCGUACGACGACCAGAUACCGAAGAAGCGCGGCCGCAAGAAAGGCUCGAAAAACCACAAGAAUCUCAUCGAAGAGGCCGAGUCGUCCUUCUCCAACAAAAUGGCCGUGUCGCGCGGCAACGCCAAGGUGAAGACGACGCAGGAGCUCAUCGAGAGUCUGCAGAACCGGUCGCUGCCACCGGCCGGAGCGACGCCUACAUCACCAGCGCGUAAUGUAGACGACUGGCGUGAACGUGCGGCGAAACUCACGGAGCGCGUUAGUCUCAUCGACCAGAAGCUCAAUUCGGGCGUCAAUCGUCUGAAAAAGCAUCGGAGUGGCAGCAACAAUAAUCGAGAGAGCGGCGUGUUGCAUCACUCAUCACCACUGCAGCAUCUACAACGCCCUGCGUCACCCGAUGAUGAAGAUGACGAUGAAAUCAUUGUCGUGGAUGAUGUGCCGGCGGCGAUGAGCAAACAGCACCGUAAACGACUGCCUUCCGAUGAUAAUGACGCGGUGGAUAGUCAACCACCGACGGAACAGCAUCUGGUGGUGCCACUGUCGCUGUCCGAAGAGGAGGCGCUCCGUCGCCUGCCGCCAAUUGAUAUGGACGGCGGCGAGGACGAGCAUGAAACACCAGUUUGCUGGUGUGUGAUGAAAGAGCCCGUCGAGUCGUCGCUAGUCGUGGAUGGUAGCGCGGAGGAGCGGCCGCCGUUACCCCCGCCACCUGUCGCCUUUCGCGAGCACGUCGACUGUCCGGCGCGCCGCCGUCUCGAGGAGAAGUACAGACUGAACGACGUCGGCGACGAGCGCGUCGCGUUGCUGCACGCCGCCUAUGCGGAUAAUCUUAACGGCAACUACGGCGAGGCGCGCUUGCAGUGCGAGCAGCAGCAGCAACAGCCUUCCUCCCCAACCACCGCCACCUCCACCCCAUCCACCAUCUCCCAUACCGACGUCAACAUAGUGCCUAAUUUCUAUCAACUGCCAGCGAAGAGCGAGGCGUGUAGUGAAACCUACAAGAAGUACAGUAUUUCGGAGGGCGGCGAGGAGCGGGGGCCUGGGCCGGGGCAGGAUUCAACCAAGGGGCGGCAGUUUUGCGAGUUUCACGAAUGCCUCGACCGGCCCUCGUACGACGGCGAAACGCUGCGCAUCCUGCCGUACGUCAUCAUCGACUAGACGACUAGAAGAAGCAGCAGAAGAAGAAGACGCAUGAGAUGAACAAAUACCCGCCCGCUAGUCCGCGCGGCACUCGCGCCUCCGUCCGCCCGCCACUCUAUGCCGUUGCACAUCGUUGAUAUUUGUACAUAUACUAUUGUAAGUGAUUGUUGAAAAAUUGGAGCGGGCCGGGGCGCGAGUGUGCGCCGCGCCGAGGACUUUGUAAGACUGUGAAUAUCACCGCGAGAUGAUAGCCCCGAUACAAAGCGUAAUGAUGAAUAUUAAUUAUUAUUAUUAUUAUUAUUAUUAUUGUAAUACUUUAUUCGAUUCUAUCUGCGUCUGCAUCCUAUUAUUUAGUACCAACCAGAGCGAGAGAAGCGCAUUGUUUGAUUACAUGUAUCUGAAUUUGUUAUUUAUUCAUUAAACAAAUGCAACGAGA
Molecule: messenger RNA, 2303 nt
Organism: Dalotia coriaria
Lineage: Eukaryota; Metazoa; Arthropoda; Insecta; Coleoptera; Staphylinidae
Gene: MED26
Product: mediator complex subunit 26
Exons: 3
Coding region: 161-1885 (574 amino acids)
Biological process (GO): positive regulation of gene expression; regulation of transcription by RNA polymerase II
Cellular component (GO): core mediator complex; mediator complex; nucleus
Molecular function (GO): transcription coregulator activity
Source: RefSeq, a predicted model, not a curated record